Messenger RNA from Achroia grisella, 1852 nucleotides. It is a transcript of the gene shd, whose product is annotated as ecdysone 20-monooxygenase. Gene Ontology annotation, molecular function: oxidoreductase activity, acting on paired donors, with incorporation or reduction of molecular oxygen; iron ion binding; monooxygenase activity. The transcript has 9 exons. NCBI's taxonomy places the organism in Eukaryota, Metazoa, Arthropoda, Insecta, Lepidoptera, Pyralidae. Bases 157 to 1713 code for a protein of 518 amino acids. The record is from RefSeq and is a predicted model, not a curated record.
CUUGCGUGUUGCUCGACUCUCCGUCUGAUUACGCGCAUGGCUCAUAUCGAGAUAGAUAAAGAAAUUCUUAUGUGAUGUUAGUAAACAAAAAGUGUAUAAAUAAAAAACGUGGCGUCUUUCUUUUGUCAGUCUUGUAGUGAACUUUAACUGUUGACGAUGUCACUUCCGGCAGUUUUUCUUUUCUCACAUUAUAUGGAAAGCUUUUGGAGUACACCACCACCCUUAGUGGACUGGUCGGGGUUGGGAGUUCCGACAUUGGUGCUAUUGGUGACAGCACUCCUAGUGGCUGCUACUGCCCUGGUAGCUCGAGUCACCGAUGCCAAGCAAGCCACUCGCUUGCCCGGCCCGCCUGCACUGCCAUUCCUAGGCACAAGAUGGCUCUUCUGGAGUAGAUACAGAAUGAAUAAAUUACACGAAGCUUACGAAGACAUGUUCAGGCGGUACGGGCCGGUGUUCGUGGAAACAACGCCAGGGGGCGCUGCUGUAGUGUCGAUUGCUGAACGGGCCGCACUUGAGGCUGUGCUCCGGACUCCAGCAAAAAGGCCUUAUCGUCCACCCACGGAGAUAGUUCAGGUCUAUCGGAGAAGUAGGCCAGACAGAUAUGCCUCCACGGGACUUGUUAAUGAGCAAGGAGAGAAAUGGCAACAUCUUCGUCGUCACCUUACCGCGGAGCUCACAAGUCCGCAAACAAUACAAGGUUUCCUUCCUGAGUUGAACAACAUCUGCGAAGACUUCCUGAAUCUUCUGCAUGCCUGUCGUAAACCCGAUGGCACUGUUCAUGGCUUUGACCAGCUAACGAACAGAAUGGGACUGGAGUCCGUCUGCGGUUUGAUGCUAGGAACUCGUUUGGGGUUCUUAGAGCGAUGUAUGUCGGGUAGAGCGGCAACCCUGGCUGCAGCUGUCAAGGCACACUUUCGAGCACAGAGGGACUCCUAUUACGGCGCCCCCUUGUGGAAGUUCGCACCAACCAAGUUGUACAGGACGUUUGUUAGAAGUGAAGAGACAAUUCACACGAUAGUAUCAGAUCUAAUGGAGGAAGCAAAGAUGCGGACGCGGGGAUCUGCACAAGAUGACGGCAUGCAAGAAAUCUUUAUGAAAAUACUAGAAAACCCAGCGCUUGACAUGCGGGAUAAGAAAGCCGCCAUUAUAGACUUCGUGACAGCGGGCAUUGAAACAUUGGCAAACAGUCUAGUAUUCCUCUUGUACCUGUUAAGCGGUCGACCGGAUUGGCAGCAGAAGAUUCGUUCAGAGCUGCCCAGCUGUGGAGUGCUACGAGCUGAAGAGAUGGCAGCUGCGCCUGCCAUCCGAGCUGCUACCAAUGAAGCGUUCAGAUUGCUACCAACUGCUCCAUUUUUGGCAAGACUUUUGGAUGCACCAAUGACCAUUUCCGGACAUAGACUACCGGCUGGGACAUUUGUGCUAGCGCACACAGGCGCAGCAUGCAGACGUGAGGAGAACUUUUGGUCUGCGACAGAAUAUCUACCUGAAAGAUGGCUGUGCGGACGGGAGCCUCAUGCAGCCUCUCUAGUAGCACCAUUCGGUAGAGGACGACGUAUGUGCCCAGGGAAGAGAUUUGUCGAGUUGGAACUACAUUUGCUGCUUGCCAAGAUUAUGCAGCGAUGGAGGGUGCAGUUCGAUGGUGAAUUAGAUGUACAAUUCGAUUUUCUAUUGUCGCCAAAGUCACCCGUAUCUUUAAAAUUAGUCGAGUGGUAGAAUUAAGUUACAACUAAAAAUGUUAUUUGAAUUUAAAACAUUACGAUUCUAAAGACAUUCUGAUAUAAUCUUGCCAUAUUGUUGUUCAUAAUAAUAUAAUAGAAGAAUACAAUAAAAUAUUAAGUUGAAUGUUACCCAU